AUGAAUCGCCCCAAGAGUAGUGUACCAAGUUUCGACCACCCUAUGCUGGAGAUGGCUUCUAUCCGCUCGUACUUCGAACCCUUUGCGCCAGGGAAUGGUGGCCAUACACCCUCUACCAAGGGGCCAACUCGAAUUCUUAUGCUCCAUGGACAUGGUCAGUCAGGUCAAUUCUUUUACCACAAGCCAACACGCCUGAUAGAGACUCUGCAUGAAAUCGCCCUUGACAGAGACACGAAACGCUGCUCGGACCGAAUCGAGCUCUUCUAUGUUAACGGUCCGCUAUUGGCCGGCGAGGGCCCGGAGUCAGAUAUAUGGACUUGGGGCCAGGGCGACUUCGAGGCUGAAACGCAUAUCUGGGGACUUGAUGCCUCGAUUAAUAAGAUCAUGGACGUCCUUGCAAAACAUGGUCCCUUCGACGGGGUUAUAGGGUUCUCGACCGGCGCCAGCAUCGCAGCCAUUAUAACAUCCUUACUGGAAGGCAAUCGGAGAACGAGACUCGAUAUAAACCAGGUGUUUUUGCAGACACGACAUCCUCCAUUUCGAUUCGCAGUGUGUUUCAGCGGCUUCAUGCUGCAGCAUCCAGACUACAGAUCAUUCUACCAACCCCAGAUCAAAACGCCAGUCAUGCAUUUUAUAGCGGAAUAUGACACAAUGAUACCGGAGGGGCUUACCCGACAACUCGCUGCCGCUUGCUCGCAGAGAGAGGUUCAAAAGUUCAAGGGCACACAUUACGUCCCCCGUCAGCGUGAGGAGGUCGUACAUGUCAGUGAGUUUAUAUUGCGACAUCUGGGCUGGCUAGCCGACGAGGCGGGGUAUAUUACUUGUAGUAGUGAUGGGUGAUGAUGACCCUGAUCGGGGUUUAUAUCUGUGGUGCUACUCUGGCUUCUUUUCUUUCAGUAUACAGACCAAGAGAUAUAGCUGUGAAUUGGUAUCGGCAGAUUGUUGGAUUAUAAUAAAGUAUCAUGUUUCAAGUGUAUCCGUAACCGCACCUCAUACUCCCUAAUAAGUAUAUCGAAAGUUCAGUUUCUCCUUACGACGCCAUAUUUUCAGACUAGGCAGAGUCCAAUAU
Aspergillus versicolor CBS 583.65 is the source of this 1069-nucleotide messenger RNA. RefSeq lists its product as uncharacterized. NCBI's taxonomy places the organism in Eukaryota, Fungi, Ascomycota, Eurotiomycetes, Eurotiales, Aspergillaceae. Gene Ontology annotation, cellular component: cytoplasm; nucleus. Bases 1 to 840 code for a protein of 279 amino acids. The transcript has 3 exons. The record is from RefSeq and is a predicted model, not a curated record.